Molecule: messenger RNA, 2562 nt
Organism: Lasiosphaeria miniovina
Lineage: Eukaryota; Fungi; Ascomycota; Sordariomycetes; Sordariales; Lasiosphaeriaceae
Exons: 11
Coding region: 1-2562 (853 amino acids)
Biological process (GO): phospholipid catabolic process; intracellular signal transduction; phosphatidic acid biosynthetic process
Cellular component (GO): intracellular membrane-bounded organelle
Molecular function (GO): D-type glycerophospholipase activity
Source: RefSeq, a predicted model, not a curated record
AUGGGCCUACGCACCAUGUUCAAGAAGAUGGAGCAGAACUUUGAGGAGUUUCUCGCCGGCGAGAAGCAUUCUCACACCCAUCUCGGCCACGGCUGCCACGAGGACGAGUCCCACGCCGAGUACAGCAGCAACCGCUACUGCUCCUUCGCUCCCCAGUCGAGCGGCCAUGCCAAGUGGUAUGUCGACGGUGCUUCGUACUUUUGGGCCGUGUCCAUGGCCCUCGAAGAGGCACAGGAGAGUAUCUAUAUCCUGGACUGGUGGCUAAGCCCGGAGCUGUACUUACGGCGGCCUCCUGCCCGCAAUGCGCGGUACCGGCUUGACAACCUGCUCAAGGAAGCCGCCGAGCGUGGCGUCAAAGUGAAUGUCAUCGUCUACAAAGAGGUCGAGAAGGCCUUGACCUUGAACUCGAUCCACACCAAACAUGCACUCGAGGCCCUGCACCCCAACAUCAAGGUGUUUCGGCAUCCCGACCACGCGCCCAACGGCAACGAUCUCGUCUCGAGUUUCAAGGACAUAUCCCUGAAGCCGAUCGACCUGGCCAAGGCUUCCAAGGAUGCUCUCUGCGCCCUGUACGGAUCGUCCGACGACAUGGUUCUCUUCUGGGCCCACCACGAAAAGCUGUGCCUUGUUGACCGAAAGGUGGCCUUCAUGGGCGGCUUGGACAUGUGCUUCGGAAGAUACGAUACCAACAGUCACCCUAUUGCGGAUGCGCAUCCCGGUAACCUUGACGACAUCAUCUUCCCCGGCCAAGACUACAACAACGCCAGAGUUUACGACUUUGAAGACGUUGAAAGAUGGGAAAACAACAAGCUCGAUCGUACCAAGAGCUCGAGGAUGGGGUGGUCCGACAUCAGCAUCAGCCUCUCGGGCCCCAUCGUCGAUAGCCUGUUGAUUCACUUUGCCGACCGAUGGAACUACAUCUUCAAGCAGAAAUACACGAACCGAGAUAUUGGCAAGUACGGGCUGAUCGAGUCUCCGUCUGGCCACACGGGCGCGCCCAACAGCCUCCUUGGCGGCGGCGACGAGUUCUUCGGAGGCCUGCACCACCAUUUUAGCCGCCGCAUGCACAACAUCUUUGGUGGCGAAGAGGGCGAGGAAGGCUUCGUGGAACAACCGCGGGAGAAUGAUGGCGCCCAUAUCCAGCUGACGCGGAGGCAAUGGUCCUCGGGCCUCAGCACCGAGCACUCGAUUGCCAACGCCUAUAUUUCUGCCAUCACAAAUGCCAGGCACUACGUCUACAUUGAGAACCAGUUCUUUAUCACGGCCACUUCGGACGAGCAGAAACCCGUUGCCAAUAAGAUCGGCCGCGCAAUUGUCGACCGGAUUGUCCUGGCUCACCAAAACAACGAGGACUUCCACGUCUUCAUCCUGAUGCCCGCCGUCCCUGCGUUCGCCGGCGACCUCAAGGACGACGGGGCCCUCGGAACCCGUGCCAUCAUGGAGUUCCAAUACAACAGCAUCAACCGCGGCGGCCACAGCAUCAUCGAAACACUGCAGCAGGAGGGAGUAGACGACCCGCACCGGUACAUCAACUUCUAUAACCUGCGCAACUACGACCGCAUCAACACCAGCGCGGCCAUGGGCGAGGUGGAGCGGCAGUCGGGGGUUCCGUACGAGGACGCCCGCCGCGACUACGACAACGAGUACGAGCACGGGGACGGGUACCGGCCCAACGACGCCCCCUGGUCGGAAGAAGGCGAAGACGGCCAGUACCGGCGGUACCAGGAGGCGGCCAGCCAGGUCACCGACCAGACGUGGGACACGAUCGCGGCGUGCUACAUGGACGCGGGGCCGGACCUGCACGGCCUCCCCUGGAACGGCACGCCCGAGUCGGAGCUCGACGCGUUCGUGUCCGAGGAGCUGUACAUCCACACCAAGGUGCUGAUCGCCGACGACCAGCUCGUCAUCUGCGGCUCGGCCAACCUCAACGACCGCUCGCAGCUGGGCAACCACGACAGCGAGAUCGCCGUCGUCAUCGAGGACCCAACCCCCAUCGCCAGCGCCAUGGGCGGCCAGCCGUACACGGCGUCCGCCUUCGCCACGUCGCUGCGCCGCCAGCUGUUCCGCAAGCACCUCGGCCUGCUCCCGGACCAGAAGCCCGACGCGCCCAACGGGAACUGGACGCCGGUCACGCACGAGCAAAACACCUACGACUGGGACUCACCCGCCGACUCACUCGUCCGCGACCCCAUCGCCGCCGAGUUCCUCGACCUGUGGCGCGGCACGGCGCGGCGCAACACGGACAUAUUCAGCCGCGUGUUCCACCCGGUGCCUAACGACGCGGUGCGCACGUGGGACGACUACGACGCCUUCUUCUCGCGGCACUUUGUGCUCCCCGGCGAGGACGCCGGCAAGGCCCAGGAGGCCUACGCACAAGGCAAGGUCGACUACGGCCACGUCGUCCGCGAAGAGUUCCCCGGCGGCGUCGCAGAGCUCAAGGACUGCCUCGCCGGCGUCCGCGGCAACCUGGUUGAUAUGCCGCUGAGCUUUCUCAUUGAUGUGCCUGACAUUGCCGAGGAAGGGCUCGAGCUCAACCACCUCACUGCGGAGCUGUACACUUGA